Molecule: messenger RNA, 2604 nt
Organism: Olea europaea var. sylvestris
Lineage: Eukaryota; Viridiplantae; Streptophyta; Magnoliopsida; Lamiales; Oleaceae
Product: tRNAse Z TRZ4, mitochondrial-like
Exons: 10
Coding region: 887-2452 (521 amino acids)
Biological process (GO): mitochondrial tRNA 3'-end processing
Cellular component (GO): mitochondrion
Molecular function (GO): 3'-tRNA processing endoribonuclease activity
Source: RefSeq, a predicted model, not a curated record
GAAUGGCGAAGCGGCCCCCAACUUCUCAAAAAUUUCCUAUGGCGUGUUGUCCAACUCCCGUUAACAACCAAAACACUUAAAACCAGAAAAUAUAGUUGUAAACCUAAUAAGCCCAACGAGAAGGCGGCCUUUAGGAGCGAAGGGGAGAAAAGCAGCUAAGGUUUUCUUUCUCGGUAUUAUUACGCUAAAAUUUGGGAGAAAUUUAGGGUGAAGAAGAGACGCAUUCAUCACCCCUUGGCGCCGAUUUGUCUUGUGUUUCAGUGGUUUCUACUCAACUUCUUCAUCACCAAAUUCGGCAGGACCACAACAGCUAGCAGCAUCUGAUUAAUUGUGAAAAAUUCAGAAUUGCUGUGGACCAAAAUUUCCCCCAGGUGGAUUUGCUCCUACGCUAAAGGAUCUUUUAAAAAACUUGUGCCAACAAAAGUGGUUUCCUGGCAAUGGAUAAAAUAACUAGUAGUAUUAGUCAUUCUAGCGAGUCUGUUCGUUUUAACAAAAAAAGGUCCAGGGGAGGAGAUGGCAAUCAUAGGCCCAACAAGAAGCUUGGAGUUAACAAACUUGAUCCUGUGAAUACCGUUUCCUAUGUUCAGAUUUUUGGGAAUGGUAUGGAUACUCAGGACACAUCACUAUCGGUGCUAUUGUUUUUUGACAAGCAGAGAUUUAUAUUUAAUGUUGGGGAAGUUCACCCAAUGGAUGUACUUGGCCCUUCUGUUCCUGCCCCUUUAGUAUUGAUAAUGGAUUGAUCUACGCUGUUGCAGCUACAAGAGUUACUGUCUGUACAAAGUCUUUCGUUAUUAUGUUGAUACAGUUGAAAAUGUACCAAAAAUUUCGAAAAAUGUGAAUUGUAUAACCUACGCACAUCACAAACACGUCUGAUUAUCAAAUAUUGAUGUCAAAAUUUGGUGCAGCUCAGCAUAUCAUGGCAGGGAAUGAAAUGAAGGAUAUUGAAGUGCUUAUUUUAAAAGCAAGUGCAAGAAUUGCUACACGACUUAACAACUCGUGUUGUCAAUUGUUUUCAGCUCUUGGUUUCUGGUCUCUUAAAUGCAUGCCUUCUGGCUUGAAGGCAUCAAAUGAGGAUCUCACAUCAAGAAUCAAUGAAACCAAUCCAGCAAAGAAUCUUCUCAGUUUAUGUGUGGAACAGUUCCAUUUGCGUCCCUACACAAAUCUGGGACUUGACAAAUCUGGUAUACCAAAGUUGACGUCUCCCUCAACAAUCAUUGAUGAAUUACUAUCAGAUAUUCCUAAGAUUCUAGAUGAGUCUCAAAACUUAAACCAGUUGUGGUUAGGAAAUGGAGAGAAGAUAUUUGUGCAAGCUAAUGGAGUUAUGACUGAAGAGCUAUCGUUGCAUGAUAGUGCACUUCCAGGCUGUCUGGAAGAUGUAUCUAGAGAUGAUUUGGAGAUCGUUUUUCUCGGGACUGGUUCAUCUCAGCCUUCAAAGUAUCGAAAUGUUAGUUCCAUUUUCAUCAAUCUUUUCUCGAAAGGAAGUUUACUUUUAGAUUGUGGUGAAGGAACGCUGGGACAACUAAAAAGAAGGUUUGGCAUUGAAGGUGCUGAUGAAGCAGUAAGAUGUUUACGAUGUAUUUGGAUUUCCCAUAUUCAUGCAGAUCACCAUACAGGUCUAGCUAGGAUACUUGCUCUUCGAACGAAUUUGUUGAAGGGAAUACCUCAUGACCCUCUGAUUGUUAUUGGCCCUGUGCAGCUUAAGGGAUAUCUUGAUGCAUACCAGAGACUAGAGGAUCUAGAUAUGCUGUUUCUUGAUUGUGAGUAUACGAAAGAAGCUUCACUCAAGGCUUUUAAUUCAAAUGAGGAUGGAUAUACAAAUUCACUAGAGGGACAACAUAGUGAUUUUAUGAUGUCUGAUGGAAGAGGUCGUAUGCAAAGCUGCUCGAAGAGGCAAAGAAUUCCUGUCCAGUAUGCUGAUGCCGUUCCAAUCCUCAAGUCCUUGAAGAAGGUUCUUGUGGAAGCUGGAUUAGAAACAUUAAUAAGUGUUCCUGUUGAACACUGUGAACCGGCAUUUGGUGUCGUAUUGAAGGCUGCAAAUAGGAUCAAUAGAGUUGGAAAAACGAUACCUGGGUGGAAACUUGUGUAUUCUGGUGAUACGAGGCCCUGUACCGAACUAAAACAUGCUUCAUGUGGAGCAACAGUUCUUAUACACGAGGCUACAUUUGAAGAUAGUCUGUCGAAGGAGGCUGAAGAAAAAAAGCACAGCACUAUAAAAGAAGCUGUGGAAGCAGGCAACUCAAGUGGAGUGUAUCGCUUAAUCCUCACUCACUUCAGCCAACGAUACCCAAAAAUUCCCAAAUGUGAUGGAAAAAUUCAGAUGCAUAAUAUGUGCAUUGCUUUCGAUAAUAUGAGUGUUAACUUAGCAGAUUUGCCUGUUCUUCCAAAAGUCGUGCCAUCCCUAGAACUCCUGUUUGGUGAUGAGAGGAUUACGGAAGAUGUAAUUGAUGCUUAAUUUCUUAUUUAAAUCCUUUUAUUUGAAUUUGGAGUGUUGGUUAGUAGUUAAAUACUCGUAGAUUGAGCCAAAGCUUCUUGUUCUCAAUUUAAAUUGCAUUUCUACAUGAAAACAACAGUUUUGACUCGUCUAAUACAGUAGGUAUUACAAGA